Molecule: messenger RNA, 5419 nt
Organism: Odocoileus virginianus texanus
Lineage: Eukaryota; Metazoa; Chordata; Mammalia; Artiodactyla; Cervidae
Source: RefSeq, a predicted model, not a curated record
AAUUGACUGUUUCAUUUCCUUCUGCUGGCUCCACCUUACUUCCCUGUUUUCUCUAUGUCACUUUGGCUAUAUAUCUCCCACGGGUUUUCACAUUUUACCUCAUUGUAGUUAUUCGUGUGUGUCUUACCUCCCCUGUAAAUUCUUUAAAGGUAUGAGCUUUCCCCCACUUUUGUACCUUUUGUGGAAUCCAAUAUAAGUAGGUGCUCUUUAUAUGUGUUGAAUGAAGUCAGUAAGAUAUGUGUUAAGAUUGGGGGAGCUAUCAGAUUCCCUCAUCAAAUUACGAUGCUUCUUUCUCAUCUGCUGAGUUUUAUUACAGUGCCUCUUAACAUCAUCUUAGAUGAUACAUGGACUUUAUGAGGUUCUUCAUUUGACACCUCUGCCUGAAUUUUGACUAAUUUGAAAUAAGUUUUGAGUCUGUAUUUAGAGAUUUAAAGGAAUAUUCCUUCUUGUGUGUUAAUCAGAUCCUUUCUUCUCAGGUCCUGACUUUGAACUCCACAUCGAGAGAACUAGAGACAUGGUUGGAGCUAGACCUAGAGCAUGCAGGCCUUGGUGGAUGGUUCUGUACCGUAAUACCCAAGGUACAACACUCAAGGAGAUGAAAAGGGAAUACAUUCAGUGAACAGUGAAUCUACCCGAGGCUGACUUCAGAGUUCUUCCUUCUUGCUUUUACAUUUUUCCUUUUAAAAAUAACUUGGACGGAUAAAAGAUGUGCCAUGGCAGGAUAGCACCAAAGAGCACCUCAGCGUUUGCCGUGGCCUUCACGGGACAUGGAGUAUUCCUUCCCCUGGUGAUUCUUAGCACCCUUCUUGGAGACGGAUUUGCCUCAGUGUGUUCCCUGCCGCCGGAGCCAGAGAAUGGUGGCUACAUCUGCCACCCCCGGCCCUGCAGAGACCCCCUGAACUCCGGCAGCGUCAUUGAGUACCUGUGUGCCGAAGGCUACAUGUUGAAGGGUGACUACAAAUACCUGACGUGUAAGAAUGGCGAGUGGAAACCAGCCAUGGAGAUCAGCUGCCGUCUCAACGAGGACAAAGACACCCACACGUCGCUCGGGGUCCCCACGCUGUCCAUCGUGGCUUCCACUGCCAGCUCCGUGGCACUCAUUCUCCUCCUCGUGGUGCUGUUUGUGCUGCUGCAGCCAAAGCUGAAGUCUUUCCAUCACAGCCGACGUGACCAGGGAGUGUCCGGAGACCAGGUCUCCAUCAUGGUGGACGGAGUCCAGGUUGCGCUCCCGUCAUAUGAGGAGGCUGUAUACGGCAGUUCUGGUCACUGCGUGCCGCCCGCGGACCCCAGAGUGCAGAUUGUGCUGUCAGAAGGGUCUGGGCCCAGUGGGAGAAGCGGGCCAAGGGAGCCGCACCUGCAGGACCAGGGGGCCUGUUCUUCUGCAGGCAGCGAGGAAGAAGCCCCUGGCCAGUCUGGACUGUGUGAAGCCUGGGGCUCUCGGGGCUCAGAGACUGUGCUGGUGCACCAGGCAACCACCUCUUCCUGGGUGGCCGGCUCAGGGAACAGCCGAGCGGCACACAAAGAAGCCCCGGAUUCGGAGAACAGUGACAUCCAGAGCCUCACGUCAGAGGACUACACGGAUGAUAUCCCACUGUUGAAAGAAGCAUGAGGGCUGCCACGGGAUUCUCUCCUCUCUGCCCUUCCUCCUCUCCCUGUGGGUUUGAGCGCCAUGUCCUCCAGCCGCCCUCCCCGGAGACCCGAGCUGCCCACCUGUAUGUCUGUGUAUCUCCGCACCUCCGAGGGCCCAGAGGCCCACUUUGCCGGAAACUCCAGGAAGAGUGUCGCCAUCUGCCUGCUGGAAGGCUGGAGGAGCUGGCUCCCUGCCUGGCCUCGCCUUCCCACCUGUGUCGGGAACACUAUCUGAACGUGCUGGGUUGGACCCUUCCCUUCUGGAGCCCUCCGGGUCCCCUGCAGCCAGCUCUUGGGCGGCAGCCCCGCCAGCCCGUGUGGGCCCGAGCGCGCCGUGUUUACUUGUGCCUUCCCCCCAGCCCGUCCGGUUUCCCGGUCACGCAGGCUAGUUGCUGUCCUACGAGCCUUCAUGGCUGCACCGCUGCCCCCUCAGGGGCCCAGGCCUGGGUCUGGCCUGUUCGCUCUGAAGGCUGGCACCACUGCCCUUAGCAGGAGCAGAUCCGAAGGUGGCUUCAGCUGGGGCCAGAGUGUGGGGCCCUGGGCCUACCUUGGCCGACAGCAGUGGCACAUUGCCUCAGCUGAGGACCGAGGCUGUGAGGAGUCGCCCCGAGGCCCAGCUGUCUAGCUCACAUGUGGAAGCUCCUGGCCCUGGUGACUUUCUGAGAAGCGUCCAGAAGAUCCCAAGGGAGGGGAGGAAGGUGGCUGUUAAUGAUUUGUCUUCCUAAUAUGCAAGUCCUCACUUCCUACUUCCAGCAUCUGGCCUUCCUGGCCUCGGUUUUUUUUCCUCUUUCCCUGGAGCUUAAGGGGAAGGUGCCUGCUGCCUCCUGGGUGUGACGCCACGCAGCCCUGGCUUCCUUGCCGGCCAAGGCUGGUGGCGUCCCCUGUGGGACGUGAUAGUUCUGAGAUGCCUUGGGAUGCCCCGCUGGUCACUGGCAUCGGGGGCCAGUGGUCUCGUCCUGGGUUCGUGGUGAUGGAAGGGGGCCUGAGGGGUCAACCGAGCCCCCAGGCAGCUGCAGGCAGCUCCGGCCCGGCCCUGAGGGUCCUCAUCACCGCAGUCACGUGCCUUAGUAACUGUGCCCGGGAAGCAUGCUGCCACUUGCUCACUGCUGCUGCUCCUGCUCCCGCCCUCCCCUGCCACCUUCCACUGCUGACAGACAACCCCCCCCCCACCUCCCCGGGUCCAGGGGAGGGCCCCGGAGACAUCAGCACACACCCCCUGGCUCCAGGGCCCUGGUGUGGAAGGAGUGGCUCCCUCUGCCCGGGGCAGCGGCAGGGCCCAGCAGAGCUGCUACCUCUUCCCAGAGAUAUGGCAGUAAGGAGUGCUUAUUACUGUUUCUGUUCCUGAAGCACUGCCCCUCCACUCCUCCCCCAGCCUGAGAAGACUGAGCCCAGUGUGUUUUCAGUUCCUGACCUAACAGGGUAGCUCCCGUGGCCUUGGAGAGGAGGGACACGCAGGGCCUUCUCUCAGCCUCCGCCCCCUCGCUCAACACUCGCACUUUAUUCCCGCUCAUCCCGGCCUCUCGCACCCCUGUGGUCUUCCUUCCUCUCAGGUAAGGGCAGUGCUUGCCAAACGUCUUUCUCUCUGUCCUCCCCACCCGGCGCCCACGGCCCUGGCCCGCGAGGAGGAGGUGCCCGAGGGAAAGUGCAGAACGGAGCAGGCCUGCCCUUGGCCUCCAAAGAGGCCGUGUCCAGAGAUGCACCUGCCAGCCGUGGCUGGCCUGGGGCCCGUCUGGAGGGCAGGGUCCCCAUGACCCCAGUCACUUCAGCCCGCACGGGUUGUGCGCCACCCGUGGUGCCCUUGUCUUCCUCCAGAAGGGAGCAAGGCCCUGUGGGCAGCUGGGGGGCCUCCAGAGUCUCACUGCUGAGCCUGCAGCUUUCAUUUCCCCAUCUUCCAGCACCUGAAGUCGAGUCUAGAAUAUUUUUUUAAACAGAGCUCUUACCCUUUUUUAUAUAAGUACUCUGGGGGUUUUCCCCAUGAGAUUGCACUUUCUGUUUGUGGUUUAUCCAGUCACAGAGAUGAUCCGCCUGGCGCUUGAAAAAAAUGAAAAAGCCUGCCUUCUGAACCCUUCUUCCACCUUGCCCACCCAAUCCAGGGAUCACAAGCCCAGACUUGCCACCUGGGAGGGAGGAGAGAAAAGUUGGGAGGUCCCCUCCCCUGCUCCCCUGUCCCUGGCUUUGAUGAGGCCUGCCUCCUGAAGGCCCCUGGCCUGUGGGUGCUGGGCCAGCCUCACCUCCCUGCUUACUCCUGUGACUUUUUCCCGCAGUAGUUCUCAUCUCCCACAUCAGCCAUGAACUGCUGUUUCUAGAGCAUCUGGCCCUUAUUUCUUGUGAAGGAUCAGGGCUUCCAUGGCGGCCUUGGGGUGGGGCCUGGCUGAGAGACAAGGUGGUGUUGGGGGCCACCAGAGGGGCUUGGAGCAGUGGGGAAAGCUGCCCCGGUCUGGCCUCCCCCAGCUCACCUCUAGGGGAGCCCAGCAGAGGACUUGUACAGGAGGAACGGUCGGCACCAAAGGACUUUUAAGAAGCGGUUUUUUCUUUUUAUUUGCGUACACGGGCUGACUCAGUGCAGGUUUUAUAUCUUGGCAACUUGCAGUCACAUUCCAGUGACUUUCAAGGGCCAGUAAAUGAUAAAAAAAUCACUUAAAAUUUCUAACAUUUUCAAUGCCUUAGUUCAGCAGGUAGGCUCUAUCUUUUCCCAUUUUUGAGUUUUGUGUGCUGUGUUCCCAUUUCACUGGGUGUGAACUGUGAAAUGGGCCAAGUCCUGGCCACUUUGUGAGUUCUUUUGGUUUUAUAAGGCAUUUCAACGUACAUCCUCCCAACACUCCAUUUGCAAACAGAACUUAGCUCAUGUCUCAUCUGCAUUCUUCCUGCCUGCCACCUCCUCCCCUCCCCCAGCCGUGGAGCUUCGUGGAGAAGCUGAUGGCCAGACAAAGGUAUACUUUUCCUGCUAAGUCAGUGGUGGCACAGGAACCCUAGCACUCGACCUUUCCCCUCCCCACCCCCAUGGAGCUCAAACCACUCGCUUCCCACAUAACAAUGUCACUUCCCUUCCCAGGGAGCAUUCCUACAUAGAGAGUGGAAAAUGCUGCAGACAUUUCUAGAUCCUUGCCUGUUUGUUUGUUUGUUUUCCCCCCCUCCUUGAAAAUAUAGGGCCCAGGAGGGAAAGGACACAGGCUUGACAGCUUCAUUCCAGAUGUGCUUGCUGAGGACAGAGUCCAGGAGCUUCCCUGAAGCCUGCUGGGGCUCCUGGCCUUCAGCACUGGGCCUGUUGUUACUGGAGUCCAUUGAGGGGCCUCGGAGAGGAUUUCGUGUGGCAGGUUCUUGGACCGAGUGGUAGAGUAGCCGGUUCCCUGGAGAGGGAAAGGCAGGCUCAGCUUUCCUGGGAAGCAGCUCCUCUUAACCACCAGUUGAAAAUCUAGUAGAAUUUUGAACGAGAACCCCAAGGUUGAGCCCUGUGCUAGGAGCUGGGGGGAUGCGCCUGGGCAAAGCACUUGGAUCGCCAGGCAGGGAGAAGAGAGGGUUGAGGGUGGCCUGGCGGCUCGUCACACCACUAUGGAAUCUCAGCAAUUGUUUCACAUGACACACGCAUCAUUGACUGUGCAGGAUGUCACUCAAUCAGUUUGGGUUUGCUUUAUUUUAUUUUAUAUAUAUAUUUUUUGGUAUCCUGUACAUUGCAGUGGGUGUGAAGAUAGUAUUUUAAUAUUUGUACAAAGUUUAAUUUAAUUUUAAUUGUUCUCUGUAUAUAACUGCAUUUCUAAAUAAUAAUAAUAAAACAAAAGUUCUUAUGAAGGCA